Helicoverpa zea (corn earworm) is the source of this 1581-nucleotide messenger RNA. Its product is annotated as fibrous sheath CABYR-binding protein-like. Lineage: Eukaryota; Metazoa; Arthropoda; Insecta; Lepidoptera; Noctuidae. Bases 1 to 1581 code for a protein of 526 amino acids. The transcript has 2 exons. The record is from RefSeq and is a predicted model, not a curated record.
AUGCUAUCGCAAAAGUCGCGCAAUUCUUCGGGCCAACGGCCGCCAUCUCCCCCGCGUCGCGCCGACAACACUUCCGUCAAGUCCCCGCCGGUGGUCAAGUCUCCACCUGUCACUUCACCGCCAGUCACGUCACCGCCGGUCAAGUCUCCACCUGUCACGUCUCCGCCGGUCAAGUCUCCGCCAGUCACGUCUCCGCCGGUCAACAAAACUCAACCUGUUAAGUCUCCACCAGUCAAAUCUCCUCCAGUCAAGUCGCCGCCCCCUGUCAACUCGCCACUGGUGAAGUCUCCACCAGUGCGAGGUGCUCCGAAUCCUUUAAGCGGCGUUACCUCACCCCCGUCCAGGAGGCCCACACCGCCGCGAGGAGACGUCAUAUCUCCACCAGCAAUAGACAACAAGCCAGCGCCACUUCAAAAGGUUGACGACGCAAACAAUGUACCACGCACACCCUGGCGAGAGUCUCCGGUCGCCAAAGAAGGCCCGGUUAAACUAGAAAAGCUGUCUAUAGCGACGACAGAGAUUGAGCGUCCAGUGGAGAACAUUGAGCCUGCGAAGGCCGAAGAGGAAAAAGUUGAUAAUGACGUAGAAAAGGUCGUUGAAAAGGCGGAAGAGUCGAACGGAGUCGGUGACAAGAUAAAGAAGUUUGAGAAGGCGGCUGAAGACGCUAGUGGGACUACUGGGCGCUUAUCGCGACCUGGGUCUGUGAGGGGUCGACCGCGCACCGAGCGGCUGGGGUCCGACAAUAGUAGGGAAGACCUGCCACCGCCUGCCACUCCUUUUAAGGAUAACGUGCACUUUGAAUUGAGCGCGGCCGAGCGUCCGCCCACCGUGCUGGAGCGACAACAGAGCCUCACGCGCAGCGCCGCCCCGGCACGCUGGCAGCGCGGGGAUGCUCCCGCUGACGGUGACAAGCCCCGCCCUGAACCACAAAAGAUUAUAAAACCCGAGUUCAAGCCGAUGCCACCCCCUGUCGAUGUCACGAUCCGCUCGCCCAGCCUCGGCGCUAAGAUACCCGAUCAGUUCCCUUCUCACGGCACCGCGUUCCGUAACGUCGCCUCGCCCGACCCCGCUCGCUCCAGGGACGUCCACAAGACCAACGACGAUGUAAAUACUCAGAAUAAUUUUAAGACAUGUAAAUUUAAAACGAAGGACAAGUAUUCGGUGAGCAAGGGAUCGAGUUACUUCACUAGAGGUUCGGAGGAAAUCUGGCUCGUGAAGAAGAAGGAUAUAGAGGAGAUCGAGGAGAGGGUUUUGGAUUCGUUUCGUCGGGCGGGCGGGAACGUGUGCAUGCGCAGUGAGUCGGUGCGGCCGGCGUCGGACAGCGGCGGCGCCACGUUCUCGCACGCGACGAUGGGGCGGCGCGCGCGCGGCGCCUACGCGCGCAGCGAGUCGCUGGACCCGCAGUGGGCGGGCGGCCGGGCACAUACACUGAAGCGGCAGGCGUCGGUGGCGUGCACGUGCGGGCACGACAAGAAGCCGCGUGCCCGCGCCGCCGAGCCCGCGCCGCGCCCGCGCUCGCGCUCGCACGGCGACGACAACGCGCACGCGCACGUGCUCGACAAGUACGAGACGCUCGUCUAA